Molecule: messenger RNA, 957 nt
Organism: Alosa alosa (allis shad)
Lineage: Eukaryota; Metazoa; Chordata; Actinopteri; Clupeiformes; Clupeidae
Product: olfactory receptor 6N1-like
Exons: 1
Coding region: 1-957 (318 amino acids)
Biological process (GO): G protein-coupled receptor signaling pathway
Cellular component (GO): membrane
Molecular function (GO): G protein-coupled receptor activity; olfactory receptor activity
Source: RefSeq, a predicted model, not a curated record
AUGAACGCCUCUGGUCCAGUCACAUUUUUCAUCAUAGAAGGACUGCAGGAGAAGAAAAUGCUCAUGUUUGGUGUUUUUCUAACUAUUUAUGUUGUGGUUCUAUGUGGCAAUGGCAUGAUUAUAUAUCUGGUGAGGACAGACCCUAAGCUUCAAACUCCUAUGUAUUUCUUUCUUCAUAGCCUCUCUUUCUCGGAUAUGGUGUAUGUCACAAUAUCCAUACCCAACAUGCUAUCUGGUUUACUGAAAGAUGAACACACCAUCUCCAAAACUGGUUGCAUGUUGCAGAUGUAUUUUUUUCUCUCCAUGGGUUCCUCUUGCCGGGGCAUCUUGACAGCCAUGGCUUUUGACCGCUACAUAGCCAUCUGCAACCCCCUCCGCUACACCACCAUCAUGACCAAACGCUUGUGCAUUCUGCUGGUGUUUGCGGCAUGGUGCUUUGGCUAUCUGUUGGUCUUGCCAGCAUGUUUUCUCGCUCUCCGUCUAAACUUCUGUGGACCCAACAGGGUGAAGCACGUCCUCUGUGACCACUCCUCUGUGGUGAGGCUAGCCUGCGGCAACACCACCGUUAACAACAUCGUGUCCCUCUUCAUGGCGAUGGUCAUUCUCCUCGGAACGUUUUUUCUUAUCCUGGCCUCGUACGUCAGCAUCGGCAUAACGGUGUACCGCAUGGGGCGGGCGGAGAGGGUGAAGGCAUUCACCACCUGCGCCUCUCACCUGAUAGUGGUCUGCAUCUCGUACGUGUCGGCCACGUGCGUGUACGUCUCAUACCGAGUAGCUACGUUCUCCCCUGACGCACGUAUGAUUGUGGCGGUGGUGUAUUCUGUUCUCACACCGUCUCUCAACCCCAUCAUUUACAGCUUGAGGAACAAGGAGCUUUGGGAGGCUCUAACCAGAGCCCUUAGUAGAUGUGUUGCCUUACCGAGCUCUCACAGGAAAACAAUCCCUACUUUAUCCUGA